CCUGCAGGCCCGCGUCCUCCCCGUUCGGAGUCCGGGGUCCCUGUGGACGCUGAAGUCCUCACGCCCGCCCGGCUCCCGCCCCGGAUCCGGGUCCGUUUCCUGUUAAAGCAGCUCAGUGGUCCGCCCGGCCUCCCCCUCUCCGGCCGGUGACCCACCUGCCCCCUUUCCUGGGGAGCCCUUCCCCGACCCCUCCCCGGAGAGGCCCCGCGGGGUGGUCGCCUGCGCCCCCAGCCCGGUCCCCUGGGCUCUCAGGGCGGCGCCGGCCGCGCCCCAUGCCGCGAAUCAGGUAUUUUGUUGGUCAGUUUCAGGCAAUCUGUUUCUUCCUUUCGUUCUUGAAGUUUAUCAUUUCUUUAAAGUUUUAUUGAUAUUUAUUUAAUUUUUAAUACGAAAUUUGGGUUUCCUUUUUCCCUCUUUUGGUUUACAGAUAUGAACAGUCUUGUUAAUUUCUUUUCAACCUCCCCUUCCUUUUUGUUUUGAAGGUCCCUGGGUUGCCCAGAAGGUUUUUGCUGGUGUACUAACCUAAAAAAAGUGUUGGCUGUCUGAAUCCGGCAAGUGAUACUGCGGGAGACGCCUGUGCUUUUGUAAAGAUUGCAGCCAAGAAAUUCUGUGCAGUGUAUCUGCUCUGUAACGCGUGGGGUCGCCGUGAGUGGGAAUCCACUCCAGGGCAGUGGGGUUUUUUCUUUCUUUAAUGUUAUGUUUAACCUUUCAUUUAGCAGCCCUGCAUUUAACCAUUGUGCCAUCCGGGCUCCUUAUUCACUAAUUUAGAUAUACUAAAUUCUCAAUAUGCUUACAUUUUAUUAUUGCAUUAUAGACAUGGUGAGUUCACUGGGAAUUGUUUUUAAUUUUUCCGUUCAGAUUGAAUGAUUAAUCAAUUUUUCUUAUUUUCUUUGUUUCUAUUAUGUUUCCAGCAUACAUUUUUAUGUGCUAAUAUGGACAUGAAUAUGCAGUGUUCAUGUUUAAUUUUCCCAUUUGUUAAUUGCUACCAAGCUGAUUCUGUCGUAUGACAACCCCAUGUGUUACAGAGGAGAACUCUUUCAUAGGGUUUUAUUGGCUAUAUUCUUAAAAUAGAAAAUGAAGGCAUUAUUUGUUUACUGUGGGGUCUUAUUGCAGCAGGGAUGUGCUAGUAGACAGUCAUGUUGAUUUCUUUUGUAAUCCACACAGAUGUCCCAAGAGCAAUCUUCUUUUUUUUUUUUUUGGUUAAUUAAAUUAAGUACUGCUGGAGUUAGAGCACUACCAUAGUUAGCCAAAUUUAAGGUUAAGGGCACUGUCCUCCAGACUGCCAAAUCUGUGUGAGACAUCUGACACCAACUGCAAGUUAGGGAGUUCGCCAAAACCACCCUCAGAUUCCAUUUAGAAAGACUCUCAGAAUUCGUUGGACGCUAUUAUAGUCUGGAUCACAUUUUUACAGGGAAAACAUAGAAAUGAGAACCAGCCGAAGGAAAGACACAUAGGGCAGAGUAUAGAAGAGUUCCAAAUGUCAAGCUUCCACGUCCUCAGGAUGUGAUCGGCAGCAUUGAUGGUGACAAUACCCAUGGGUUAUUGCCAACCCUAGCUGCUAACAUGAGCUUCAGUGUCCAGAAUUUUUUUUUGAGUCUUCAUCACAUAGGCAUGACUGAUUGAAUUACUGCUUAUGGGGCUGAAUUCCAGCCCUCCACUUGCCUCCCAAUCCUCCAAGUCAGCCUGGUAUCUUGGGGCCCAAAGCCCUGUCAUAAGAAACCGAAACUCCAUUUUGUAAAUGCCUCGGCAUCCCUUUUCUUCCGGCGUGUGCUUAAAUAUUACUUAUUUCAAAAGAGCAGGUCUGCUCACCUUCCUAAUCAACUCACCCUCAUACCACCAUGCAGAAUCCCAGUUAACCAUCCAGAGGAAUUUCUUCCCCUCACUGGCUCUCCCUUUCCCCGCCCACAGGUCACAUCUGGGAACCCAGAUGAGAAACCCAUGCCCUCUGCCAAAUUCGCAUCCCUCAGACCCCCCAGUUUUCUGCCACUUGUUUUAAAUUAGUUAGUAGUCCCUAAGCUCAUGAAAUAAAGUGUACUACCCUCCUUGGACCCCAUUAAAGGCCAAGCCCAGGUCUGUCUGCACUCUCUUUGAUUCUCCCCUUAUUUGGCUCUCAUGUGAGCUCUGUGUGGCCCUCAAGUGUGCGCUCCUCCAGGCCCUGUGAAUAAUAAACAAUCAUUUCUUCGUCUUGGUUGUUGAAUGUUAAAGUGCAGCUUUGUAACCAAAGAAACUCCACCCAAUUUCCACACAGGUGGUCUCACCAGCUGACCUCCUCUGAGUGGCUAUGUGUUUCCUACUGCAGUGGGCUCUCAUUUACCUGUUUGUAUUUGUCCAACAUUAACACAAGCCCCUACUCUCUAAACACAGGAUCAGCUUCCACCUCUUUUGUAUAAACUGUCAGGUGUGGGGAAGCCCUGGUGGCAUAGUGGUUAAGAGCUAAGGCUGCUAACCAAAAGGUCUGCAGUUUGAAUCCACCAGGUGCUUCUUGGAAACCCUAUGGGGCAGUUCAACUCUGUCCUGUAGGGUGGCUAUGAGUCAGAAUGGAUUCCGGGCAACUGGUUCGUCAUGGGUUUUAUUAGAUGUGGACCAAGGGGCGCACCAUGAAUCCACAAAGGCAGUCCUAUCACUCCAGAAAUUUCAACUGUUUAGAGGUUACCUCCCGGAGCCAAGAGUUGCCAUUGAGUCCAUUCUGACUCAUGGUGACCCCAUUGUGCAGAAUAGAGCUGCUCCAUAUGGUUUUCCGUAGCCCCCUCUAGUGAGAUCACAUUCCUUACUACAGAAGUAGAAUUUAAACGUGUGCAUUGUACUAAUUUUUUUUUUUAUUGUACUAAAAUACUGAAAAACAUCAACAGAAAAUGAUAUUGAAAAUCCAGCCAGAAAGUUCAUCAUUGAGAGACCACUGCUCUCAUUUUGGUUAAGUAUACUGUUGGUUUGCAUGUACCAUAGGCUUCUUUAAAAAGCAUUUUAUCAUUUCAUAAACAAGUUUUAUGUAUUUUUCUCAUGGCAUUAAAUAUUUUUAUAUUAUCAUGUUAAUGAGGAGCCCUGGUAAUGGAAUAGUUAAGUGCACAGCUGCUAACCGAAAGGCUGGUGGUUGAACCUACCCAGCUGCUCUGUAAGAGAAAGACUUGACAGUCUACUUCUGUAAAGAUUACAGCCUAGAAAACCCUGUGGGGCAGUUCUGCCCUAUCACAUGGGGUCGCUAGGAGUCAGAAUUGACUUGACCGCACCUAAUAACAACAACAGCAUCAUCAUGUGAAAACUAAAAAAACCAAACCCCUUGCCAUCAGGUUGAUUCUGACUCCCAGCGACCCUACAGAACAGAGUAGAACUGCCCCAUAGGAUUUCCAAGGAGCGGCUGGUAGAUUCGAACUGAUGACCUUGUGGUUAACAGGCUGCUGGUGGGGCAUGAUCCACAGUCUGAACCCUGGGAAUGAGAGCUGGGCGCUGGUCUCUUCUCCUCCCCCAGGAGAGGGAGGCCAUCACAGAGGCACCCUGGAGUCCAGGUCCCAGGAGUGGCACAGGGAGAGCUAGUCCAGUCUAGGCAGCGGGGGACUGAGGGUGACCAUCCUGCCCAUCCAUGCAAUCACAAGUAAGGAUUUUCACUGCUCUGACUGGCUGUGUGGACUGAACAUCAUUCAUCUGCCUCCGGACUGCCUAGUAGCCCCGCUUCCACUGCCAUCCCUCUUCCUGAAGUGGCUUCUUGGGCUUAGAGAGCGCAUUCACAUUGACUUCCAGAAGCGGGAGCCAGGAAAUGGACUCAGUGGCUGUCGAGGAUGUGGCGGUGGACUUUACCCAGGAAGAGUGGGAACUGCUGGAUCUUUCUCAGAAGAAACUCUACAGAGAUGUGAUGAUGGAAACCUUCAGAAACCUGGCCUCAGUUGGAGAGGUCUGCAACCUGAAUGGCAUUGAAGAUCAGGAUAACAACCAGAAAACACAUGUGAGCAUGCUGCCUAUUUUUAAGAGAAGACAUAAGGAAGAGAGCCUUUGUGAAUCUAACGAAGACCGUGAGUGCAAACAGACCUUCAGCCGGAUUCCAAAUCUUUCUGUGUUCGAAAGAACUCCUGUGGAAGCAUAUACUUCUGAAUGCCUUGAGCGUGGAAAAUCCUUGAUUAUUCAUUCCUCACCUUGGCAUCAUAUGAGAUCUCACUCUGGAUGCAAUGCCUAUCAGGGUAAAGAAUGUGGAGAAGCCUGCAGUUGUCUCUCUUACUUCAGGACUCCUGUAAGAACUUUUACUGGAGGGAAACCCUGUGCAUGUAAGCAAUGUGGAGAAAGGCUCUAUGAAUGUAAGGAAUGCGGCAAAGCCUUUGGUCAUUCCUCAGGCUUCACUGGACGUAUGAGAACUCACAAUGGAGAGGAGGCUUAUAAAUGUAAGGAGUAUGGGAAAGCCUUUAGUCAGUCCUCAGACCUCACUGCACAUAUAAGAGUUCACAGUGGAGAGAGGCUUUGUGAAUGUGAGGAAUGUGACAAAGCCAUUAGUCAUCCUUCAAACCCUGCUAGACAUAUGAGAACUCACAGUGGAGAGAGGGCUUAUAAAUGUAAGGAAUGUGGGAAAACCUUUAGUCGGUCCUCAGACCUCAGUGCCCAUAUAAGAAUUCAUAGUGGAGAGAGGCCUUAUGAAUGUAAGGUUUGCAGCAAAGCCUUUAGUCAUCGCUCAAACUUUCGUAGACAUAUGAGAACUCACAGUGGUGAGAGGCCUUACAAAUGUAAGGAAUGUGGGAAAGCCGUUAGUCAGUCUUCACACCUCACCAUACAUAUGAGAGCUCACUAUGGAGAGAAGCCUUAUGAAUGUAAAGAAUGUGGGAAAGCCUUUCGUCAGUCCUCAAACCUCAAGUCACAUAUAAGAACUCACAGUGGAGAGAGGCCUUAUGAAUGUAAGGAAUGUGGGAAAGCAUUUAGUCAGUCCUCAGAGCUCACUGUACAUAUAAGAAUUCAUAGUGGUGAGAGGCCUUAUGAAUGUAAAGAAUGUGGGAAAGCCUUUAGUCAGUCCUCAAACCUCACUCAACAUAAAAGAAUUCACAGUGGAGAAAGGCCUUAUGAAUGUAAGGAAUGUGGGAAAACCUUUAGUCGGUCCUCAUAUCUUACUACACAUAUGAGAACUCACAGUUGUAAGAGGCCUUAUGCAUGUAAGGAAAUGUGGGAAAGCCUUUAGUCAGCCCUCAAACCUCAUUGAGUGUAUAAGAACUCAUAAUGGACAGAGGCCUUAUGAAUGUAAGGAAUGUGUAAAGCCUUUCAUAAGUCCUCACAUCUCAUGGCACAUUAUAGAAUUCUCAGGGGAAAGAGGCCUUAACUAAGGAAUGUGGGAAAGUCUUUAGUCAGUCUCCAGUGCUUGCUGAACAUAAAUAACCUCACAGUGGGGGAGACUUUAUGAAUGUAAGGAAUGUGGGAAAGCACUUAGUUAUUCCUCAUCUCCCACUAAAUACAUAAGAAAUCACCCUGGAGAGAAACAUUUUGAAUAUAUGGAAUGUGGGAGAUCUUUUGUGAAUUCUUAAAUCGCACUAAUCAUAUAAAAAUUCACAGUGGAGAGUGGCUUUUUAAAUGUAAGGAAUUUGUCCAUAUGUGUACAUUAUUAUGAUGAAAGAACCAGUGUUCAAUUGCAGACAUACACUUUACUCUUUAAUAUAAGCAUCUACCUCCUACAAAUAAGACCAGUUUCCUACAAAAUACCCCAGAUCUUUGUUGUCCAUGUAAUAAAUGAAAAUUUCUUCAGUUGUCCAUUAAGUAUUUAUUAUAGUUGUUCGGUUUUUUGAAGUUAGUAUCCAAAUAAGAUUUCCACAUUGCCUUUUUGUUUCUAGAUAUGUUUAAUCUGACUUAACACAAAAAUGUUCUCUCGCUUUCUUGUAAAAUGUUAAGAUGUACAGCAUUCUGAAACAGUAAAACCUGUGAUGGCCAGAGCCUGUGAAAGUCAGAAACCUCUCAGAGAAGGAAAACACACUGCUUGUUUAUGAGGUAGGAUUCUUAAUAGAAAGUAAGAGAAAAAUGGUAAGCACCCUGUCAAAGAUGGAAAACGGGUGAGACUUAGAAAAACAAGGCAGGCCCAUUGAGUCUGGCUGUUACAGGUUUCAGUGUAUUUGUUUCAUUAUAAUAUUUUUUAGUUUGUCUUUUUUUUGUAAUAUAGACAAUUGAGUCUAGCAGAGUUCUGAAUAAUACAAAUGUAAUGCAAAUCAAAGAUGUAAUUUAAAAUAUUUUAGCAGCCAUAUUACCUGUUCCCGUCAAGUCGUUUCCAAUUCAUAGCCACCCUGUAGGACAGAGUAGACCUGCCCUGGUGUUUCCGAGGAGCAGCUGGUAGAUUCCAACCACCAACUUUCUGGUUAGCAGCCAGGCUCUUAAUCACUAUGCCGCCAGGGCCACAUUAGAAAAUCAACAGUGUAAACAUCAAGUUUUUAUUUAAUCCAGUAUAUUCAGUUAUUGUCAAUGUAAAAAUCGUAAAUGAAAUUAACACCUAGAGUAAUCCAUAUAAAUUUAUUUGUAGGACAUUUUGCAUUUCCUUUUUUUUUGUUCUCAGUCUACCAGAAUCCAGAAGCAGCACAUCUUAUAAAUUUUACUGUUGAAAAAGUAGAUUCAUAAUCCCAGGUUACUCCAAACAUACUUUCCCAAUAAGUGAGUCAAUUUUAUUGUUAUAUUUUGAUUAACUAAAAUUAAAGUUAAUUCAGUUUCUUAGUUAUGCUAGCCACGUUGGUUGUUGACACAGCCCCAUUAGUGUUUGAAUACAAAAGAAGCCCAUGGAUCACUUUGUACUUUCCUGUUGCAGACCCGGAAUCAACCAUUUCUCCCCAGACCUCUCGUUCUUUUUAAAAAUGCGGGUCUGUGCAAUACGUCAGCUCAGUGCUAAACCAAAACCUGUUGCCAUUGAGUCAGUGUUGUCUCAGCCUUUCAGUGAACAUCUAAACUACAUAUUUUCUUAAAUCAUAAAUACGUAGUCUCAAUACAAAUUUCAGAUUAUAGGUUUUUUUUUUUUUAAUGUGAAAAAAUGAUGCUGAACAAUGUUAAAUAGGCAAACUAAACUUUAUUCAGGCUGUUGUGAUAGGAGACCUCAGCGUAAGUCCAAGUUCAGCUCCAAGAAAGGAGGUGAAGCAAGGGUUUUUUAGUAAGUUUUGGAUGACAUGGGGCACUGAAAAGUUACUAAGAGGAAGUUGGAAAGCAAAAAAAGGCAGGAGGAUGGGUUUUAGGUAAGAAUUCUAAUGGCUUUCAGAAAUAUUUGCUCAAGGCUGAUUUAUUAGGCUGAAGCAAGGAACAUUCAUAGGGUAAAUGGUAUAAAUGGGCAAAUCUUGUCACUUUCUGUUAUUUUAUAUUUGUAUCUCUUUUUUCUUAUAAUAAAAACCUUGGUUCCUAGUAAUAUUUAAAUAGUUUCAAUAUAAUUAUACUGAUAGUACUAAAUAAAAAUGUAUUCUGAAAA
Messenger RNA from Loxodonta africana (African savanna elephant), 7387 nucleotides. Its product is annotated as zinc finger protein 709-like. The record is from RefSeq and is a predicted model, not a curated record. Gene Ontology annotation, biological process: regulation of DNA-templated transcription. Gene Ontology annotation, cellular component: nucleus. The transcript is spliced from 6 exons. Bases 3746 to 5143 code for a protein of 465 amino acids. Lineage: Eukaryota; Metazoa; Chordata; Mammalia; Proboscidea; Elephantidae.